AUUUGUAGAAAAUAGGAGCAAAAUUUUGCACGAUUGCGUUUAUCUCAGCAAUUUAUUGUCAUAAGUAUCGAGCUUCUCGGAUACAUAUCAUAUUUUAUCCUCUUUAUAUUUGUAAUGUGGAGAGAAUUGUUAUUGUGUGCUUUGCACGUGGCAAAUUGCGACGAAGUGCAAUCGAAGCAAGCAAGUGCUAUCGAAGGAAGCGUACGCCUCGCUGCAGUACGUUUAUUGCAGUUUACUAGACGCAUCAUAACGACUGCACUUGAUCACAAUCUAUCGCAAACGAUAUAAUCGCAUAAAUAUUCGCGAGGUUAGUCUUCCUUCGCGGUGUUAGUCAUAGCGAAGAGAUCGACAGUACUGCUUCCAUUUUCUCCGUUCACUUAGAAUCUUCGGUCUGUAGCUAUCAAAUUAUAGACGUGAUAUAUACAUGUAUAGCGCACAUGGAAAAUAAUUAUACGACUUUCAUUUUGUCGUACAUUAGAUGACUCAUAAAGCAAAUCAUAUAUGAUAUAUAUCACAAAUAACCGGACAAAAUACGUAAGGUACUAAUCCCAUACGAGAAGAAGAAUCAUCUACAUAAAGAAUCAUGCCACAGAACGAGUAUAUUGAGAGGCACCGUAAACUCUACGGUCGCCGCUUGGAUUAUGAAGAAAGAAAGAGGAAAAGGGAGGCUCGCGCACCUCAUAAACGAGCGGAGCAAGCCCGUAGUUUGCGCGGUCUCAAGGCUAAGAUGUUCAACAAAGAACGACGUAACGAGAAGAUCCAAAUGAAGAGGAAGAUCAAAGCUCAUGAAGAAAAGAAGAUCAAACAAAAAUCUGACAAACUACCAGAAGGAGCCUUACCUUGGUAUUUGUUGGAUCGCGAUGUGACAGAACGUGCUAAAGUACUGUCAAACAUGAUCAAGCAAAAGCGCAAGGAAAAGGUUGGCAAAUGGGAUGUUCCAAUACCUAAAGUCAGAGCGCAGUCGGAAUCAGAAGUUUUUAAAGUACUAAGAAGCGGCAAAUCGAAGCGAAAGUCUUGGAAGAGAAUGGUGACCAAGGUGACAUUUGUCGGAGAAAAUUUCACGAGGAAACCACCUAAAUUUGAAAGAUUCAUCAGACCAAUGGCAUUGAGAUUCAAAACCGCACAUGUCACUCAUCCAGAAUUGAAAGCAACAUUCUCACUACCGAUCAUUAAUGUCAAGAAAAACCCUAGCUCGCCUAUGUACACAAGUUUGGGUGUCAUUACCAAGGGUACUAUUAUUGAAGUAAAUAUCUCGGAACUGGGUCUUGUAACACAAACAGGCAAAGUUGUAUGGGGCAAAUAUGCACAAGUUACCAAUAAUCCCGAAAAUGAUGGAUGUAUUAAUGCAGUUUUGCUUGUAUAGACCAUUACAAAUGUACAAUUAUUUGUAAAAUUCAGAUUCUAAAUUAUUCAUGUAUUGACAGUUUCUUAAAUAUAAAAAUAUCCAAAGAAAUAUCUUUCAUUAUGGAAUUACCCACCAUUUCCCAUAUU
Harpegnathos saltator (Jerdon's jumping ant) is the source of this 1491-nucleotide messenger RNA. RefSeq names its product NSA2 ribosome biogenesis factor-like IP259 (gene Ip259). The coding region runs from base 584 to 1363 and encodes 259 amino acids. Lineage: Eukaryota; Metazoa; Arthropoda; Insecta; Hymenoptera; Formicidae. The transcript is spliced from 2 exons. The record is from RefSeq and is a predicted model, not a curated record.